Molecule: messenger RNA, 856 nt
Organism: Aspergillus japonicus CBS 114.51
Lineage: Eukaryota; Fungi; Ascomycota; Eurotiomycetes; Eurotiales; Aspergillaceae
Exons: 1
Coding region: 218-415 (65 amino acids)
Source: RefSeq, a predicted model, not a curated record
CUUGAACCUUGCUUUUUUUUUCCUGAUUGGUCUGGAAAAUACCAUCAUCUCCAGCGCUGUUCCCAAAGUCACGGAUGAACGACGUCGGCUAAUAUGUGAGUGCCUAUCUGCUCACAUUCCACUCCCCCAACUUGUGUGGGGAAAGUUUUCACCAUCUACUCGAUCAAGUGGACCUACCUGACAGCCCUGGGCGUCUUCAAACUUGGGUCUCUGGUGAAUGGUGUUGCUCCGACAUCUACCGUCUAGAUCAUUGAUCCUGGGGCUGGGCAUCGGACUCGGCUUGCAGUCGGCCAUUGCACCCUCCCAGACGGUUCCCCUUCUGUUUGAUGUGGCCUUCGGAACGUCGAUUAUCAUGUUCUUGGAAGAUAUCGGAGGAGCACUCAUGGAGUCGGUAGUGAACGUGUUUACCAACUAAUCAGUCCGCAACCUGGCCGAAUAUGUCCCUUCCAUUAACCCGAGCAUUGUGAUCAACGCGGAUGCGACUGGGCUAGUGAGCACCGUGCCCUCGUCGCUGUACGAUGCAGCCAUGUCUGUGUACAAGAAGUCUGUGAAACAGGCAUUCUAUGAAGCGACUGCCGUGGCGUGCUGCGGUGUCUCUGGAGUGUCCGCGCGUCAACAUCAAGGCGAAGAAGAAGCGGGAGGGGAAUAGUGCGUGAGAUUUGAGUUCGGACUUUACUUUUCUGGAAUGAAUCGAACAACAAUAACAACGAUGUGAUGGCUCUCACCAUGGAUGUGGCUGUGAUCUAUCCAGCGACAAAGUGGUCAAUUGCCGCGUGACACUCCUUGCAAGUACAGAAAAAGGAACUCAUAUCAUAAGAUCAGAAGAUAAGGCGAUAAGACGGAUGCCUGACGAGAC